Scaptodrosophila lebanonensis is the source of this 811-nucleotide messenger RNA. RefSeq names its product probable dolichol-phosphate mannosyltransferase (gene Dpm1). The record is from RefSeq and is a predicted model, not a curated record. NCBI's taxonomy places the organism in Eukaryota, Metazoa, Arthropoda, Insecta, Diptera, Drosophilidae. Gene Ontology annotation, molecular function: dolichyl-phosphate beta-D-mannosyltransferase activity. Gene Ontology annotation, biological process: protein O-linked glycosylation via mannose; GPI anchor biosynthetic process. Gene Ontology annotation, cellular component: endoplasmic reticulum membrane. The transcript has 3 exons. Bases 34 to 759 code for a protein of 241 amino acids.
GCAUCAAAAGGAAAAAUUAAGGAACUUUAUAAAAUGACAACAAAUGCUCAUAAAUACAGCAUUUUGCUGCCCACGUACAACGAAAAGGAUAAUUUGCCGAUUAUAAUAUGGCUAAUAGUGAAAUACAUGAAGGCCAGUGGCUAUGACUAUGAAAUAAUUGUUAUUGAUGACGGCAGCCCAGAUGGCACCCUGGACGUGGCUAAGGAUCUGCAAAAUAUCUACGGAGAGGAACGGAUUGUGUUACGUCCUAGGGCGGCCAAGUUGGGCCUGGGCACGGCCUACAUACACGGCAUAAAACAUGCCACCGGCAACUUUAUUAUUAUCAUCGAUGCCGACUUGAGUCAUCAUCCUAAAUUCAUUCCGGAGUUCAUAAAGCUGCAGCAGAAGGCUGACUAUGAUAUUGUGUCGGGUACGCGGUACGCAGGAACUGGCGGGGUCUAUGGCUGGGACUUCAAACGCAAGCUUAUUUCUCGCGGCGCUAAUUUUCUGUCGCAGGUACUGUUGCGGCCCCAGGCAAGCGAUCUGACUGGCUCAUUCCGUUUAUAUAAGAAACCUGUGCUGGAAAAGUGCAUUGCUAGCUGUGUGUCUAAGGGCUAUGUUUUCCAAAUGGAAAUGCUGGUGCGUGCGCGUCAGCAUGGCUUUAGCAUUGGAGAAGUUCCUAUCACAUUUGUGGACCGCAUUUACGGCACUUCCAAGCUAGGCGGCACGGAAAUUGUACAAUUUGCUAAGAAUUUGCUGUAUCUAUUUGCCACAACUUAAUAGAUUAACAGAAAUCAAUAAUAAUAGGAAACUGCUUCUGGACUUAAUGGAA